Messenger RNA from Parasteatoda tepidariorum (common house spider), 557 nucleotides. The record is from RefSeq and is a predicted model, not a curated record. NCBI's taxonomy places the organism in Eukaryota, Metazoa, Arthropoda, Arachnida, Araneae, Theridiidae.
GUGCAGUCUUAUUGUGCUACAGGAUUGGUUCUCAAGGGAAUCUUCAAUCCAAUCUAAAAGCGCUCAAUGGAUAUUCAGUGAAACAAUUGACUUUGUCAGGAGUCAAUGCUUCAUCAGUGCCAACAGAUUUGUUCCAGGGGUUGCACAUUAAAGAGUUGGUGUUGGAUAAAUUCGAAGUGGAUGAUGCUUCAUUUCGUCCGGGACGUUCUCAUUUUUCAGGACUUGAAAGCUCACUUGUAGAAUUGGAGAUUAGAAGCAGUUUUAAACGAAACAGGCCACUUCUAAACUUGAAACUAGAGCAUCUCCGUUCGUUAAAGAUAGCUUUGUUUGAAGAAAAUAAAAUUCCUGAAGUUGGGAAUGAUUGGUUCACUAAUGGUCCUGAGAAGAUGAUCAACUUGAUUUUUGAAGGAAAUGGAAUAGAAAAGCUAGGGGACAAAGCAUUCUCAUCUCUAAGAAAUCUCCAAUUACUGGCAGUUGCAGGAAAUCACCUAAAUGAAAUUUCAAGAUCUAUGCUGCCUACACCUGCCACGCAUCUUCAAAAAUUGGAUUUUGCGUCA